This is a messenger RNA of Cuscuta campestris, 2172 nucleotides long. NCBI's taxonomy places the organism in Eukaryota, Viridiplantae, Streptophyta, Magnoliopsida, Solanales, Convolvulaceae. The record is from the annotation of a GenBank genome assembly.
GAUCCAUCUCGCGUUCAGAGCUCUUCAAUCGGCGGCUUUGCUCGAGAUCUGGAUUCGGACUGCCGAUAUGGUAUUCCGAUCGCGCUUCGGAUCCUUUCAUUCUUACCGUCGUCCUCCUGCGUAAAAGCAAGGGGAAAAGAGUGAGAGUUACUGGUAUUGACAGAGAAUGUCUGGCAAAUAAUGUAUCAGAUGGUAUUCCCAAAACUUCAGAGUAUGCGUACUUUAAAAAGGUGAAGGAGUCUAUGAUCCAGCAUAAUCAUCAUUUUCGGGAUACAGAAUGUGAUCAGGAAUUGAAUGAUGCUGGGAGUUAUGAAAAUGCCCGACAUAAAUUGAAAGAAAAAAUGAAGGCACCUUAUACUAAUGAUUCUGUUCGUGGUAUGUUAUCCUUUCUAGUUGUAACUAAGGUCUAAGCCAGUAUAUUCUUCCAUCUUCACUUCAUUCGCGAUAUGUAAAGUAUCCAGGAAGAGCAUUUGUAUUGAUCAUUUUAAAACCUAACAUUGUUGGUUCUUUUAUACUCCGGCUGGUAUAUAAUUUAAAAGAGGCUUUGAGAAAAUCCAACACGUUGAAUUGUGAUGUCAAAGAUAAGUUUUCAGCUCUACCAGAAAAAGUAAGCCUUAAUAACCGGUGCAUGUUUGUCUCGCCUGAAGUAGGGAGAUGCAAGAGCCCUGGUGAGGCAUGUCCAGUAGGCUCAAAUUACUCUCCCUUUUUGCAUCAUAAAACUGUAGACAAAGUUUUGCAUUUAUCACCUCAAUCAGCUCCAUCAAAGCAUUCAGGCAGAUAAUACUUGGAGAGAUAUUUUUUCUGCAAAGAGACAGAAGUUACGCCGGUGGGCAGAAAUGUCUUUUGCUGGCACAGAAAACUUGACUUCCAAGGGGUGUGACAUGUUGCCUCUGCUCCUUAGUCGUCUUUCCCCCAAUGGCAACGAGAACAAACGUUCAAGGACCACAUUCAAUACUGGCUGCUCACCUGUUCUUCCAGAGUUGGAUCUCUCUGAGAUGAGGCAUGAUCACAGUAACAAAAGAGAGUUAACCACAUCAGAGUUUGAAUUAUUCCAGAGUAGGGAACUUUCAAGGUGGUUUGGCGCAACAAGAGACAUGUUGGAUUGGCCUGAUUUUGCUUCAUAUAAUUAUUUUUCCAAAUUUGAUGCAAAAACUAUUCCACACAGUGAAGUAGUUGAUCAUUGUCAAGCUUCGUAUCGUGUCAAAGAUACAAGCUUGUUGAAACAGAUUGGUUCACCCGUGCACUUAAAUUAUGAAGGGUAUGGCUAUAGUGAUUGGUAUUAUCAUCAUGAAGAACCAGAAAAGUUCUGUUUGCGGGAUGAAUCUCCAAGAAGAGAAGCAGAAACCUUAUUGCUGGAUUGGGAUUUCGACAAGGAGAAAGAUGAACCUGAAACAGCAAUAAUUACUGCUAGCAGCUCUGAGCACAUAACACAUUCACAAGUUGUAACACCAUCCUUACUUCCCGAUCAUUCUCUACAUGUUUGCGCCUUACCAUUCCAUCUGACUACUCUGCCAAGGGAACUAAAUUCUUCUCCCUCUUCCUCGCUGUACAAUGAAGAUCAUGGCAACGGCGUUUCCUAUUUUCUAGACGAUCUUCAGUAUACCCCAGACAAGUGUUUCGGUGAGAAGCGUAACCUAGAUUAUGAUGCAUUCUUAUUACCUGUUGUGCUGAAUGUUUCGGAAUGGAACAUCUUAACUGCAACUGGUUUCCCUUGGCAUGAGCAUUUUUCUCAACAUUGUUAUAGAAGUAGAUAUGGUACUGAACCAGAGAAAGCAUGGAACAUGGGGUGUUUGAAUUCAAGACGAAUCGAUUUUCAAGAAGCAUCUGAAUCCCAUGAGCUGCCCUCUUGUAACUUUCAAACAUCAUUUGACGGAAAGAUUGGACAUCCUUUGUUGCUUGAAGACUCGACUGGGGCAAAAUCAGACAACGAACCAUUCAUCGGAGAGUUCGGAUGAAUGGAAAAGUAGCUGAACAUCCAGGUACAGAGUACUUGAAUUUUAAGUUGUUGCAUCCUCUGGAUAUGUUCUUGCACAAGUUUAGAUGAAUGAGGAAGAGUCCAAAUAACUCUGCAGGCAACUGCUCCAGACAAGUUUGUCGGGCAGUAGAACUAACUAGCGAAAUGAAGUUUAGCCCGAAGCACCCCGUGGCGGACCCAGGAUUACAAAGGAAUGG